AUGGCGAGUGGGGUUUGGAGCAAGAGGCUCCGUAUCCCAUACUUUGUUCCAUGUGGAGUGCCAGGGCUGCAUUCUGAACAUCCCUUGACAUCUGAGGACCAAAUCAAGCUCCGCAUGAUAAUCAACAGAGGACCUACUCACACAGAAUGGACUUACCUUUCACUUCAAGGCACUACUCCUGACAGGACCAGUUUGGCACAAGUGAAAGUUAUUCAGAAUAAGAAAUCAUUUCCAGCAAUAGCAUGUUUUCACCUUUUCCAUCAUUGCCAGCAAGUGCUUUCUCGGCACAACAUUACUUCUGGAAAGAUUUUUGUGGAGCAUCAAGAGAAAGAUGCAAAAUACAUGUUUGUUGUCUUGCUUGAACUUUAUUUUGCAUGUAAGAUGCAGAGAGCUCAAAGAAUCAUACUCAUUUCCAUCUUGAGGAUCAUUACAAAGGCAUCACUCCCUCAGAACCCUCAACGUCUCCGAACAAGUGCUCACUUCUACCUUAUAGUUACUGCCAUCAUUCUGCUGUGUUGGGCUCUCUCUUCCAAUUUGUUAUACAAACUACCAGAUAUGGAACAGAAUUACAAACUUGCUCCUGAUGAUUCACUGUUUCCAAAACCAAAAUUUCUGGCUGUAGCAAGGAAAGUCCGAUGGCCAGCUUUUGGUGUUCUCAUGAUUUUUAUCGUGACUUUGUCUCUAUUUCCUGGUUUCAUAGCAGAAGAUAUCUCGUCCAAGUUACUAAAAGAUAAGUAUCCCGUUUUGCUGAUAACAAUAUACAAUGUCGCAGACUUCGCAGGGAAAUCUUUAACCACAAUAUAUGUUCUGCAGAGCAUUAAGAAGGCAACAUGGGGUUGCAUUCUCAGGCUUGUGUUCUAUCCUCUCUUUGCAGCUUGUCUCAAUGGACCCAAGUGGCUGGAAACUGAAGUACCCGUGGCAAUUCUAACUUUCAUGCUCGGAGUGACUAAUGGCUAUCUGACAAGUGUUCUCAUGAUCCUUGCUCCCAUGGCAGUAUCAGUUUCAGAAGCAGAGUUAUCUGCAAUUGCAAUGGUUGUGUUCCUAGGAAUAGGGCUGGUUGGUGGAUCAGUUAUUGGCUGGUUUUGGAUCAUUUAUGCCUUUUUCGGUCUCUCGGGCUAGUUGGGAACAGAUUAUAUUCACAAGUAAAAUUCAAGAACAAAGGUAACUUGAGGUUAGCACUAGGAAUAAUCGAUGGCAAUUCCCAUUGCAUGAUAUGAAUUUAGAGCUAUCAAUCUAUAGUUUCCCAAUCAGCAGCUGAUUUCCUGUUCUGUGUGAAAGUAUCCUUAUCCUCUGUGUGUUGAAGAAGAUUAGAGUAUUCUUCUUACCCUUUCUAAAGCACAGGCUUAACUCUCCAAAUAUUCCCAUUUGCACUCGAUAGGUUGAGUUGCAAGCAUAGCUUUUCUGUCGUAGAGCUCCAAUACUUGAUGUGAAGGCAAGCCCUAACAACUCGCGCCUUGGCAAACUGGUAGAUCAGGCCCUAUUACUCUAUAGAAAUUUUAACACUCCUAGGACUUGCUAAGUUUGAACAGAAAUCAGCUCGUUAAAUUAUUGAAUACAGGGGAAGAUAAAUAAUGAUAAUUUAACGAUUUAAUCUAUCCAGGCUUUAUCAUUUCCUUGAUUCCUUCAAUAAUUAAAGGUGAAGCAUAAACCCUAAAUAAAAUUGAAGAGGCAAUACAUAACAUGCUAAACGCGUUGUUAUUGUAUCUAAAGCAUUGGACAGUCUUUUCUGUCCAACCACGAUGCUUAUCUAUAGGGGGGGUACUUGCAUGACCAGAGGAAAGGAGAUUUCAAACUUCAAAGUUUCAGCAAAACUUCAGUAUGCAGUGGCAGCAAUACCUGCCAGAACAAAAGAAAUUUAUUGACAAAUAUAUAACAAGCCAAGCAGAAAGUAAGAGAGGUAAUGCCACAAAAACUCGUCUUAUCUUUUAUUUUUCUUUCUAAAUCAAAUUGCCAGACGAGCAAAGCAUGGUAAUUAAACAACUCAACUGAGCAGCUUAAAAGGUUACUAG
Populus euphratica (Euphrates poplar) is the source of this 2009-nucleotide messenger RNA. Its product is annotated as equilibrative nucleotide transporter 8-like. The transcript is spliced from 5 exons. Gene Ontology annotation, cellular component: plasma membrane. The record is from RefSeq and is a predicted model, not a curated record. NCBI's taxonomy places the organism in Eukaryota, Viridiplantae, Streptophyta, Magnoliopsida, Malpighiales, Salicaceae. Gene Ontology annotation, molecular function: nucleoside transmembrane transporter activity. Bases 1 to 1119 code for a protein of 372 amino acids. Gene Ontology annotation, biological process: nucleoside transmembrane transport.